UGGCUAAGUCAGUAGUUGGGUACUUUGGUUGGCCUUUUUUCCUCUUCUAUCUAGCUACUUGCGAGGUGGGUUUUUGUUUGUAUCUGCUUGUUCUGAACUGUUCAGGGGAGCUUGGCUUUUCUUUGCAUGUGUUUGCGAGUGUUUGUCUCCUUGCUGCUUUUUCUGGGUUGGCGAGUUUUUGAUGCUUCUUGGAUGCUUUGGCCUUUUGGAACUGCAUCAGGGGGGUUGUGCGCUUGUUUAUUUUGCUCACCCUUUGUGUUCUAGCUUUGGGCUUGUAGUUUUGCAGUUUAUUGCAUGCUCUAUCUACCGAUCUUCUUUCCUUGCUGUUCAUCCAUUGCUUAUUUACUGUUGUGUGGGGCCUAAGGUCUUCAGUUUGAACGGGAAAGAGUUUCAGGCAAUCAGAGGUUCGAACUAGGAUAGUAUUGUGAUGCUGAUGCUGAUCCUGAUCCUGAUCCUGAUCCUGAUCAAUCAUUAAGUCAUUUUGAUGAACAAAUGUACUCUUGUCUAUGCAAGCAAAUAUCAUGUUUAACACCUUGUGUACCCACCACCAUUACCCACCCACCCCCGUCUCUCUCUCUCUUUCUCUCUCUAGUUUACAUUCAUAGUGGUUCUUUAUUAACUUGACAAUGACCACCUCUAACUUGGCCUCUUCUUCUUCUUCUUCUUCUUCUUCUUCUAAUCUCUCUAUUCCAGGUCUUAGUAUAAGCAACCAUGCCCAUAAAACAGAAGAAAGAAAGCCCAGAACUUCACCUUGUGAUUAAAACCAAGGAGUGCAAUCCUAUGAACCCCUUUCAAGAGGCUUCUAAUGGCAAAUGGCAGAGCCCAGCCCCAUCUACUUCUAAAAACAGAGACAGCAGAACAAGAAGAAGAGGAGGAGGAGACUCUUCCACUUCGAAGCCGGCAAUUGAAUACCAAAUUCCAGGUAGCUGUUGUUUAGAGAGUAGAAGUUGUUUGGGAGAAGCUGCAGAGAUUCCUCUUCCUUCUUCAAGCAAGACUCUCAGGUUUCCCUCAAGACCUGGGCUUGGGCGAGCUGGGACUAGAUGUAUUGUAAAGGCUAAUCAUUUUCUCACCGAGCUACCCGACAAAGAUUUGGCACAUUAUGACGUAACGAUAACCCCCGAGGAUGCCUCGCGCGCUGUGAACAGAAGCAUCAUCGCGGAGCUUGUGAAACUGUACAGAGAAUCUGACCUUGGAAUGAGGUUGCCUGCUUAUGAUGGCAGGAAGAGUCUUUAUACAGCUGGAGAGCUCCCUUUCUUUUAUAGGGAAUUCGGAAUUAAGGUCGUCGACGAAGAAGAUGGAAUUAAUGGCCCCAACUGUAGCAUAAGAGAAUACAAAGUGGCCAUCAAGUUUGUGGGAAAAGCGAAUUUGCACCACCUAGGCCAAUUUUUAGCAGGUAAGCAUGCAGCAGCUCCACAGGAGGCUCUUCAAGUUCUGGACAUUGUUCUGAGACAACUUUCAGAUAAGAGGUACUAUCCUAUUGGGAGAUCAUUCUUCUCUUCAGAUUUUAGAACACCUCAGCGGCUUGGUGAUGGUUUAGAGGCAUGGUGUGGGUUUUAUCAGAGUAUAAGGCCCACUCAGAUGGGCUUGUCCCUAAAUAUUGACACGUCUGCAGCGGCAUUUAUCGAGCCCUUGCCUGUAAUUGAUUUUGUUGCUCAAAUAUUGGGAAAGGGUGCAUUAACAAGGCCGUUAUCUGAUUCUGAUCAUCUCAAGAUUAAAAGGGCACUUACUGGUGUGAAAGUUGAAGUCGUACACAGAGCGCACGUACGAAGGAAAUACCGUAUAUCUGGUUUAACAUCACAGCCUACAAAUGAACUCAUAUUUCCGGUUGAGGACCACUCCAUGAUGUCCGUCGUAGAUUACUUUCAAGAAAUGUAUGGAUUCGCCAUUGAGUAUACACACCUACCUUGCCUUCAAGUGGGGAAUCAGACAAAAGUCAAGUAUUUGCCCAUGGAGGCCUGCAAAAUCCUGGAGGGACAAAGAUAUACAAAGAGGCUGAACGAGAAGCAAAUCACAGCAUUGCUUAAAAUAGCAUGCCAGAGGCCUAAGGAAAGGGAAAAUGAUAUUCUGAAGACUGUUCAACAUAAUGCCUAUCAUCGAGAUCCAUAUGCAAAGGAAUUUGGAAUCAAAAUCAGUGAGAAACUGGCCUGCAUUGAGGCUCGAAUCCUUCCUCCACCUUGGCUUAAAUAUCAUGAUGCUGGAAAAGAAAAGCAGUGUCUACCUCAUGUUGGUCAGUGGAAUAUGAAGAACAAGAAAAUGAUUAAUGGAAGCAAAGUAGCUCGAUGGGCGUGCAUUAAUUUUUCCUGGACCAUCCAAGAGAAUGUUGCACAUGGUUUCUGUCAUGAGCUGGCUGAAAUGUGCCAAGUCUCUGGCAUGGAAUUCAGUCCUGAACCUGUUAUUCCAAUAUACUCAGCCUGCCCGGAACAAGUCGAAGAGGCUCUCAAGAAGGUUUAUCGUGCAUCAGCCAAAAGUAAGGGGAAGGAUUUGGAGCUACUAAUAGCUAUCUUGCCUGACCAAAAUGGUUCUUUGUAUGGUGAUAUCAAGAGGAUUUGUGAGACAGAUUUGGGAUUAAUAUCACAGUGCUGUCUAACAAAGCAUGUCUUCAGGGUUUGCAAACAAUAUCUGGCAAAUGUUGCUCUGAAGAUUAAUGUGAAGAUGGGAGGAAGAAACACUGUGCUUUUGGAUGCAAUUGCUUGGAAAAUACCACUAGUCAGUGAUAUUCCAACUAUUAUUUUUGGAGCAGAUGUUACCCACCCAGAGAGCGGAGAGGACGCAAGCCCUUCGAUUGCUGCUGUAGUAGCUUCUCAAGAUUGGCCAGAAAUUACUAAAUAUGCUGGCGUUGUCUGUGCUCAGACACACCGACAGGAGCUUAUACAAGAUUUGUAUAAGACGUGGAAUGAUCCUAUUCGAGGAACAGUGAAUGGAGGCAUGAUUAGGGAUCUACUGAUAUCUUUCAGGAGAGCUACUGGCCAAAAGCCACUGAGGAUCAUAUUUUACAGGGAUGGCGUGAGUGAAGGUCAGUUUUACCAAGUGCUACUUUAUGAGCUAGAUGCAAUCCGAAAGGCUUGUGCCUCUCUUGAGCCGAACUAUCAACCACCGGUGACUUUUGUAGUCGUCCAAAAGCGGCAUCACACGAGGCUAUUUGUCAGCAACCACAAGAAUCGGGCUAGCACCGACAAGAGUGGGAACAUACUACCUGGCACUGUAGUUGAUUCCAGAAUAUGCCAUCCGACAGAAUUCGACUUCUACUUGUGCAGCCAUGCCGGACUCCAGGGGACUAGUAGACCAGCCCAUUACCAUGUUUUAUGGGAUGAAAAUAAUUUUACAGCAGAUGGAUUGCAAUCGCUGACAAACAAUUUGUGCUACACGUAUGCAAGGUGUACACGAUCUGUCUCUAUCGUCCCUCCAGCAUAUUAUGCACAUUUAGCGGCAUUCCGAGCCCGGUUCUAUGUCGACCCUGAAGAACAAAAGAAUGGCUCACUGGGAAACAGCGUACGAACCUCAUGUGGGAGAGGAGAGGCUACAGUGAAGCCACUUCUUGCGCUGAAGGAGAAUGUGAAGAGGGUAAUGUUCUACUGCUAAACUGGAGUAGCAAACAGAAUAUGUAUGUACAGAAAGGAUGGAUGGGAGAUAAUUGUAAUAUUGUAUUAAGUGGGUAGCCCAAGUGGAACUCUCUGUACAAAAGGUUUAUAUUAAUGUAAUAUUUCUAGCUUUAAUCUUCCUA
This is a messenger RNA of Ananas comosus (pineapple), 3721 nucleotides long. RefSeq names its product protein argonaute 10-like. The record is from RefSeq and is a predicted model, not a curated record. Gene Ontology annotation, cellular component: cytoplasm. The transcript has 23 exons. Gene Ontology annotation, molecular function: protein binding; RNA binding. Bases 712 to 3579 code for a protein of 955 amino acids. Gene Ontology annotation, biological process: regulatory ncRNA-mediated post-transcriptional gene silencing. Lineage: Eukaryota; Viridiplantae; Streptophyta; Magnoliopsida; Poales; Bromeliaceae.